This is a messenger RNA of Rotaria sp. Silwood2, 927 nucleotides long. The record is from the annotation of a GenBank genome assembly. Lineage: Eukaryota; Metazoa; Rotifera; Eurotatoria; Philodinida; Philodinidae.
AUGCCUGUAGCACGUGUUAUUGUUCAAUGUACACUUGUUCGUGGUACUCAAUGUCCAAAUAAUCAAUAUGAAGAAACAUUAUUACCUGAAUGUCGUAUGACUGAAUGGUCACCAUGGUCAUCAUGUUCGGUUAGUUGUGGUCAUGGAAUAAAAACACGUCGAUGUGCUUAUUUUAUGCCAGAGAAAGCUAUUCGUAGUCAUUGUAAUCAAAGAACCUAUGAUAUGACUUCAUGUUAUUUGGCAUCAUGUUUAUCAUCAAUGGCAAAUGAUAAUUCCAAAUCAUCAAAUAAUGCAAUGUGGAUGGUAAGCGAAUGGUCAGCAUGGUCACAUUGUUGUGUAACAUGUGGUACAGGAAUGCGCACUCGUUCUCGUACAAUGUUACAAGGUCGAGACAAUCCUCAAUGUCGAUUAGAAUAUCAAUUAAUGAAAAAAGAAAUAUGUCAUGGAAUGAAACCAUCAUGUGAACAAGGUCGUUUAAUAGAUAUGAUAGAAAAAAAAACUAGUUGUGGUGCUAAUGAUAAUAAUUUUCUUACACGUGAUGCAUGUGAAGAUAUAUGCAAUAUUUUAUUACGUGGACGAACAAGUUAUAAUAUAGCAAAAAAAAAAAAACAAAUUAAAAUAAUUUUUUUUCUAUAUAAUGAAUUUCGUUGUUUAGAGGAUGAUAAAAAUACACGUUCUAUGACAUUACCAUGGUCAGCAUGGAGUGCUUGUUCAUCUGUUUGUGGACGUGGAACACAAGUUCGAGUGCGUGCAUAUAAAGUAAAAUUUUUAGUUAUGGGUUUUUGUUCGGAACCAUUAGAAGAAUUUCGUGAUUGUGAAGUAUCUUGUGAUUCAGCACAAAUGUAUUGUUUAUCAGAUACACGGAAAAUAAUGAUUAAAAGUAUGGAAACAGCUGAAAAAAAAACGUAUGUUAAAAUUAAUUUAUAA